Apis laboriosa (Himalayan honeybee) is the source of this 954-nucleotide messenger RNA. RefSeq lists its product as uncharacterized. NCBI's taxonomy places the organism in Eukaryota, Metazoa, Arthropoda, Insecta, Hymenoptera, Apidae. The transcript is spliced from 6 exons. Bases 1 to 954 code for a protein of 317 amino acids. The record is from RefSeq and is a predicted model, not a curated record.
AUGACAACGGAGACAAGUGGCGAGGUCUCGUGUCUCGAGCGUCUCCAUCAAGAAGCUUUUAAUUGUCUGGAUACAUUCCCGAACAAAAUCGUCGAAUUGAACAGCUUCGUGAACGAGUACAUGCCGGAAUCUGUGAAAAAUAACAAAUACGACGACACGAUCCCCAUCGAGGGUAAAGUCAAGUGUCAAUCGACCAUAUCCACCUCGAAAAAUUGCGAUCUAAACAGUAUCUCGGAUUACGGCGUUUCGAGUUACUAUUCUCUGUCGAUGUGUGAUCGCAGUCGAUCCCGACACGGUAUUUGCAAAAGGAAAUACUAUCGUUCCCGAGGCAUAACUGGUUGCAACGUGCGUCGAAGGCCAGGACCACUUGGACAACUGUUGGCAUUUUUAUUCAGCACACUGGCCACGUGCACGAAAAAGAUCGUCAUAGCUCCGUCCCAGUACAUCGUGGACAACAUAAUCCCGACGUUCUUCCAAAGGCGAGAAUUGAAGAACGCACAAUGCGGACCUUCGUCGAACUGGAGUAGUUCCCUUUCCACUUACGUGACCACGUUAAAGAAAGACACGACGGUGAUCGGGAAGCUGAUCGAUAUUAUGAGGCCCGCCGUAGUGAAGCUAAUCACCGACACAACGAUCUUGAAACGAUGGCUCCAAGCGAUCGCCCUGGCCACCGCGUCCCCCCCCAUCGAACUAACCAACGCGACUCGCAACACCGAGACCAUCGAUUGUUGGGCGUACGAGCUGUUCUUUCAUCUCAAGUACCUUCAAGUGAAUCGCGCGCGGCGGACCACCGACAAAGUGAUAGCCGAGGCCGAGUCGAAAUCGAACGACGUGAUCCACGCAAACCUGUGGCAUCGUUUGGUACAGCUUCGCGAUAAUUAUAUCAUUCUGUACGAAACCUUGCAGAAUUACGAUAAAAUUCGCGGCAUCGAGUCGGAGAAACAGAAAGAGUAA